AAAUAUAUGCGUGAGGCUAUGUGCUGAAGAACAAUGUAAAACGUACCUGAAUAAUGGCCCAAGGUUCUGCUUUUAUAGGAGUAGGUAGUGUACUCCUAGUAGGAUUGUGUUGGUUGGAUGUUUUAAUCCAAGAGAAUUUCUAUUAUAAAGAGUGUCCUACUUGUGAUAGAAUUGUUUGACAAGUGGUGUCAGGUUUGGUGUAGAAUCCUUGGGUGCUUAGGUUUGUUAGUUAGGCACCUAGGUCUAGGAGGCAUGUUGGUGGUGUAUGUCUCGAGGACUAUUCUCGAGGUUAUUGAGAGAAUGUAAAUGUGUCCUCGAGGUAUCUCGAGGACUAUGAUAUCUCGAGGACUUAGGAUGACCCCGAGGACCAUAGAAGAGAAAUGAGGUAGGGGUAUAUAUUGAGUCCUCGGGGAUAUACUCCUCGGGGUAUAUCAAUAUUGGCAUAGUCAGUCGGAAUGUUUAAUGAUGAAAAAGAAAUUUUUGAUUUUUACAAAAGAUAUGCAUACAAUGUAGGCUUUUCGAUUAGGAAAAGAAAUUCACAAAAAGAUGAUGAUUGAAAUCUGAGAUAUGUUGUGUUUACAUGUAGCCGUGAAGGCCAAAGGAAUAGUAACACAAGUGGUUCUUUGAAGCCGCAAGCUACCAUUCAAACAGGUUGUAAAGCCAGACUAAUUGCUUCCGUAGAUGCAUCUAGAGUAUGGAAAAUUAAAACGGUUAGUCUUGUUCACAAUCAUAAAACCAGUCCUUCGAAUUCGAGGUUGUAUCGUUGCAACCGAGAAUUGAGUGUCCAUGUGAAAUGAUGGCUUGAAGUAAACGAUAUGAUAGAAAUUCCGUUGCAUAAAAGCUACAACUCCGCAAUAGUAGAAGUCGGGGGAUAUGAUAAAAUAACUUGCAUCGAAAAGGAUUGUCGAACUUAUGUCUAACAAGUGAGGCGGUUAAGACUUGGAGAAAGUGAUGCUGCAGCAAUAUAGGCCUACUUUUCGAACAUGCAAGCAAGAUGUUCAGGUUUUUUCUUUAGUAUGGAUUUAGAUGAGGAGUCACGACUGAAAAAUAUUUUCUGGGUAGAUAAUAGGAGUAGGUAAGCAUAUAAGGAGUUUGGAGAUGUUACAACAUUCGAUACGACGUACCUAACUAAUAAAUAUGACUUGCCUUUUGCACCUUUCGUUGGAGUUAAUCAUCAUGGACAAUCAACACUCCUUGGUUGUGAUUUGGUGUCAAAUGAAAAUACAGAAACAUUUGUGUGGUUUUUCAAGACUUGGCUUCAAUGCAUGCACAGACAAGCCCUCAGCGGUAUUAUUACCGAUCAAGACAAGGUCAUGCAGAAUGCUAUUGAGAUCGUGUUCCCAAACACGAAACCUAGAUGGUGUUUGUGGCACAUAUUGAAGAAGUUGUUAGAGAAGUUCGGAUACCACGAGGAUAAGGGUGAGAUAUUCUCUGCUAUACACGUACUGGUGUAUGAUACUAACAUUGUUGCAAAAUUUGAAUAAGGUUGGAGUGCGAUGAUAGAUAAAUAUAACUUGCACGACAAUGACUGAUUGUCGGGAUUGUACGUGAAUAGAGGCCAUUGGGUACCUUGCUAUUUAAAAAGCAGCUUUCGGGCGGGAAUGUCAACAACGCAGCGCAGUGAGAGUAUGAAUGCGUUAUUCGAUGGGUAUGUGCACUCAAAGACAUCAUUGAAGCAAUUUGUCGAAUAAUACGAGUGAGCGUUGGGAAAUAAGGUAGAAAAGGAGUUCUAGACAGAUUUCAAGCCUUUCUCGCAAAUGGUACCAUGUGCAAAAACUAAUGUAUACCAUUUCAAAAUUUAAGGAAGUUCAGAAUGAGUUUAUUGGGAAGAUGUAUUGCAAUCUCAUAUCUUCGUCAGAGGGUUUUUCAAGGACGACGUAUGAGGUCAUAGAGGAUAUUAUACUUGACAAUCGAGUUAAGAAAAGUAAGUUUUUUGUCACAUUCGAGACAAAAAACUGUGAAUCGUAUGUACUUGUCACCUCUUUGAGUUUCGAGGAAUAAUUUGCAGAAUGCGAUCGCUGUACUUCUCCGUAAUAACGUCACUUCCCUGCCCGACACAUACAUAUUACGAAGAUGGAGAAGAGAUGUGAGUAGAGCGCACACUAGGGUCGCAGUGAAUUACGAUGGUUUAAGUAGCAGUCCUGCCCAGUCGAGAUAUGACAAAAUGUGUCAAUUAUUUGCAUCACUUGUGAACAAGAUUGCAGAUGAUGACGAGGAAAGCCGUGAGGUAAUGGAGUGGAUGGAACACAAAAUCAAAUAGUAAAGACGACGAGGUCGAUUUCUGGAAGUAAUAACAUGUCCUUGCAAGCUUUCCAUACAGCGUUGGAUGAUGGAGCAUCACAGCAUACAAUUAGCCUCGAAAGUAUACAGGAUCCAAAAUGCUCGAAGAGAAAAGGUGCACCGAGGAAAUUUCGAAAGAAAAGCCCGUUGGAAUCGAACUCCAGUAAAGCAAAGUCGCGUCCGAAUUCAGUCAAGGGAAGGAGGUCGGAAGUAGGCCCAAGUAAACUAGGAAAAGUUCAACUGCUUGUACAAACAUGUGAUCAAGGAUCGUACUACAUGCAGGCACCGGUCACAUUUUCAGAACUUAUGUUGGAUGGUGCUGACGAUAACGUAUUUGCACAACAAGAAAUGUCCCCCAGUUUCUUCCCAGUAGCUCCACCAAGUGAUCUGUUGUAUAGUCAAGAUCCUCAGAAAAGUCACUCCAAUCGGACUGUUAUUGUUAAAUCUACGGAAUCAACUAGUGGUUCAACCUCUACUGGCAUUCUAAGUAUGGUGUUUACAGUGAUGCAUUUCAUAGUUUCACUUGGAAUCAUAUUAGCCAUGGAUAAGUAUUUGAAGAAGGCAUUCAUUGCAGCUGCCAUUAAGUUCCCAAGCACUCUAUUUGGAAUCUUUUAUGUAUUCGCCACUUUAAAUGUUCUUGAUUUCGUUGUCCUUGCGGCGGCAUCUGGCUUGAUGAACUUCUUUGAGCCUGCGUUUCUAUUUAUUCAGAGGUAGCUUCCAUUGUUCUAUGGACCUUUUCUGGUGGUCUUACCUCUGGCUUCUAUAUGGAACACCUUUGCAGAAGCCACUGCUCCGUUUGUUAGAUUGGGCAAAGGGCAACCGAGGCCCGAUGGUGGCUUUCAUGACUGUCGGAGGGAUUUUGUUUGUGAUUUUGGCGUCCAUUCUGUAUGGUAUAAUAAACACUCAGAAGCAAUUAUUUGGAAGAGAUCUGUAGAUAUUAUUUUGGAACACCUUUGCCGGACAAUGUUUUGUAUUUAUGUUCUUAUGACUUGAUGCUGCUAUAUACAAUUCUACCAUAUUUAUUGAAUA
Molecule: messenger RNA, 3309 nt
Organism: Olea europaea var. sylvestris
Lineage: Eukaryota; Viridiplantae; Streptophyta; Magnoliopsida; Lamiales; Oleaceae
Exons: 5
Coding region: 2296-2994 (232 amino acids)
Source: RefSeq, a predicted model, not a curated record